Molecule: messenger RNA, 1674 nt
Organism: Caenorhabditis remanei
Lineage: Eukaryota; Metazoa; Nematoda; Chromadorea; Rhabditida; Rhabditidae
Exons: 8
Coding region: 1-1674 (557 amino acids)
Source: RefSeq, a predicted model, not a curated record
AUGCUCGGAUCAAAUCUCGGAAAGAAAGUGACGGCUGGUGUUGUACAGGAUCAAUACAAACAAUUUCUGAAAAAUAAACCGGAAGAAAAGAAGAAAACGCUGACUCCAGAAGAGAGAAAACUAGCAAAAAGAGCUGAAAUGAGAAAGAAAGGAAUAUUUGUGAAAGCUGAUGAUCCAGAUGAGACACCUACCAUUCUUGAGAAAUGUGAAGGACCUUUUCAGCCAAUGGUUUUUGUUCUUCCAGAGAAACCGACUAUUUGGAAGAAUUCGAAAAAAAGAACUGGAGGAAGAAGGAAUAAAGAUAAGAAGCAAGCGAAGAAGAAUUAUGAGAAGCUCCCAAAAACAGACGUCUCAAUGAGUUCUGGUCCUCAGAAGAAGAAGGUGAAGAAGGAAAAAGGGAAAGGAGGAGUUGCUGUCAGUUCACUUCCGUCUUCUUCAUCUUCAGCUACUGAUCAAUCUACUAGUCGCUCGAAAAAUAGAAAAUCAGCUGAAAAAUCAACUAAACCAUCAGAUCCUGAUGUUCCUAAAAAAGAAAUAGGAAAACCGAUGGUUUCGAGUAAAGAAAAACUAGAAAAGCCAAUCGAAGAGAAGAAAGAAAUUGUGGAGACUGUGAAACAACAAAUUGGAGAAAAAGUGGAAGAGAAAAAAGCUGAUGAAGUGUUCAAGGAAACAGAACAAAAGGUCGGAGAGAAAGCUGAAGUCAAUAAAGUUGAUGUCGUUGCUCCGGUACAACAAGAACCACCAAAAACUACCGUAAUCCCUGUCCAACCAUCUCCAGAAGUGACAACUCCAAUCGAAACUCAAACUCCUCUAACUUUAAUUCAACCAGUUCCUGAUCCUUCAUCAACUAAAAAAGAUUCAGAAGAGAAGAGCAAAAAAGAGAAUGUUCCAUUAUCUGCAACUACUUCGAAUCCAUCGAUUGUCGACGCUUCAAAGAAGACACUUUCUGCUCCAAUCGCUGAAAAUCAACCGGAUGCAUUCGAGAAAUUAGAUGACGAUGAAUUUGAAAAGAUGACGUCAGAUGUCGAUGAAAAAGAAAUUCUGAAGUUGGCUCCACGUCUUCUGAAAGUUGCGAAACGACAUGCAGCAAUCGAAAAGUGUUUGACUCCUGAAGAAAAUGAAGUUCUCGCCAAGUUCUUCUCUGGAAAACAGAAAUUGGAUGCAACUGUUCUGGCUGUUUUGGAUUCGGCUUUGGAUAAGAUUAUCGAUUAUUUACAGAAGAAUAAUUGUGCAGUUGAUGAGGAAACAAAGGCAGUUAUGAAGAAGAGAGAUAAGCUGAAAGCAGCAAUGAUGAAAGAAUUCUUAGUUUCUCCUCAAUACUUGCCAAAAACUUGGACUGCUAAAUUCAAUGAAUGGAAGAGUGAAGCGGAGAAGCAAAAGAAUGGAAUCAACUGGUUCCGUGUUCUGUUCUCUUAUCCGAAACAUAAAUCAUUUGAUGAUGGACCAGAGGACACUUUCGGAAACUUCCGUCGUCGUCAUCGUGGAUUCAUAAUGGGCAUUAUUCUUGGACCAGGUGAUGUCAAAUCAUUUGAAGAGACGAAAAGAGAAGAUGAUUGUCAGGGAAUGUUCCUGGACACAAAAAUCAUUGAAAAUGCCAAUGCGGACACCAAGGAUACUAGUUCAACUGUCAGCGAGCGUCACACUUUGCUCACUGCGAAGAGUUCGAAAAAAUAA